This is a messenger RNA of Cicer arietinum (chickpea), 1218 nucleotides long. RefSeq lists its product as uncharacterized. Lineage: Eukaryota; Viridiplantae; Streptophyta; Magnoliopsida; Fabales; Fabaceae. The record is from RefSeq and is a predicted model, not a curated record. Gene Ontology annotation, molecular function: RNA binding.
AGAAGCAUCUAUACAUCGCAAAAUCCACCACGUGUCAAUUUCCAAAGCCCUAAAUAUUUAGGUCUUCAAAAAAAUUAUAAGGGUUUAAGCACCUUUCAUUUCACAUUUUUUUCAAGCUGCGAUAACUGUGUGAUCUUCAAGGUUUGAGAAAUGGCAUUCUUCGGUAGAAUUGGAAAACUACUCCGAAAUUCUGCUGUCAAGCACAUCAAUCAUGAUGUAUCUAUGUCUACUCCUUCGGUAUUCCAAGCAAUUAGAUCAAUGUCAUCUGCAAAACUCUUUGUUGGAGGUAUUUCAUAUAACACUGAUGAUAGUAGUCUUCAACAACAUUUUUCUCGCUACGGAGAAGUACUUGAUGCAAAGGUCAUCAUGGAUCGUGAAACAGGCAGGUCCAGAGGUUUCGCUUUCAUAACUUUUGCAACAAGCGAGGAUGCAUCUUCUGCCCUUCAGGCCAUGGAUGGCCAGGAUCUUGAUGGUCGGAGGAUACGGGUGAACUAUGCUACAGAAAGGUCGCGUCCUGGGUUUGGUGGUGGAGGUGGCGGCUAUGGCGGCGGCGGCGGAUAUGGAGGUGGCUAUGGAGGUGGAGGUGGCUAUGGGGGUGGUGGCUUUGGCGGUGGUGGUUAUGGUGGUAGUACAUAUGGACGUAAUGAUAAUAACAGGGGUGGAAGCUAUGGUGCCCCAAGCAGCUAUGGUGGUGGCAAUGCUGAGACUAGUUACCCUGGUGGUGGCGGUGCUGCUAAUUACCAAUUCAAUGAAAAUUCUGGUGAUGUUGCCUCUGCUAGUGGUGAACUCAGCAGCAACUCUAGUUUGGGUUAUGGUGGCCAACUUGGAAGCAACCAAGAUGAUGGAAUCGGCGCAGAUAAGGAUGAAUUCAUUGAGCCACUUGAAGACAACCAUGUGACGGAGAAGGAGAACAACGAUGAACCCAAUGACUACGCUCAGACCCGGUGAUGAGGUGAGAGUAUUUUCUUUGUGAUGGAAUUCCUUGCGAAUAGUGAGUAACCUUUGAGACUGAUGAUAUAAUCAAAUGUGUUUUCCGAAUAUUUGUCUACUUUUUAGUUUUCCAAACUUCAUUGUUUGGCUGAAAUUUGAUAGUUUGUCAAGUCAAUGACUAAUGUAAAAAUAAGAGCUUUCUAGGAUUGAUUGCAACUCAAUUUAUAAUGAUUUUGUUUUUCAACCAUUUCUAGUCAAUAAUUAAUGUGAAAUGACAUGUUUUGAGAA